AAGCGCAAGCAACAGCAACCUCCUUCCUCGUUCCCGCCCUUCUGCGUCCCCUCAUCCCCGAUGCCACCGGAUUCUCUGAAACCUCCUUGCCCCGGCAGCGACGACACCGACGACUACCAGUGCCCCUCUCCUCCGCCCUCCAAUGGCAGCAGCCGCCACCUGGUAACCCCGCUCGUGGUCACCGCCUUCGUCGUCCUCUUCCUCUUCCUCGCCUCCCUGUCCAUCUACUGUUUCAUCCGCCGCAGGAGGCUCCGCCGGCAGCAGCAGCAGCAGUCCCUUCUCGCCGGCGUCCAAGAAGACGGCACCCAGCCGGCCGCCGCCGCCGCGACGGACGUCGAAGCCGGCGCUCCAGAGGACGAGGUCGUGCAGCACCACGCGUGGCACAUCCGGACCGUGGGGCUCGACGAGGCGGCGAUCGAGUCCAUCGCGCUCACGCGGUACCGACCGGGCACCGUGCUGGGCGCCGCCGACUGCCCCGUCUGCCUCGGCGAGUUCCUCGACGGCGAGCUCCUCCGCCUGCUCCCCAGGUGCGCCCACGCCUUCCACGCACCCUGCAUCGCCACCUGGCUCCGCGCCCACGUCAACUGCCCGCUCUGCCGCGCCCACGUCGUCCUCCACGACGACCCCGCAGCUGGCACGGGCGAUUCCAACGCAUCUCCUGCCGACGCCGAACAGGUUUCCAGCGGCACUGAAACCUUGGAUCACGAGCAGCCGGGUCAACGGCAGGAAGAGCUGCGCGUGCAGAUCGAUCAGUGCGACCAGUUGAGCUCGCCGGAGCCGCAGCGCCGGAGGACGCGGGAUUUUCGCCGAGUAGUUUCGAUGGAUCCGUCGGUAGUGUCCGCCAGGCAGAGCGGUAAAGAUAUCCCGGGGAACGGUGGUGGUGCCGCCUGCGGCGAGCUGCCAUCGGGCUCUGGACGUUUGUGCCAGAUGAAGAGGUCGUUGUCCGGCGGUCCCCGGUGGUCCCUCGGCUCGCGGCAUCGCCGGGCGCGCAGCUCCUUGCUCCCGUCGUGAUCACUCCUCAUUCAGCGGAAAUAUACAAUUUCCAUAGGCUGCGUGCUUGUGUGUGCAUUGUAUUCUUCAUGUAACUUUUGAUCUGAUCGUGCUUGCCAA
Lolium rigidum is the source of this 1110-nucleotide messenger RNA. RefSeq names its product E3 ubiquitin-protein ligase RING1-like. The record is from RefSeq and is a predicted model, not a curated record. Lineage: Eukaryota; Viridiplantae; Streptophyta; Magnoliopsida; Poales; Poaceae. Gene Ontology annotation, biological process: protein ubiquitination. The coding region runs from base 61 to 1011 and encodes 316 amino acids. The transcript has a single exon.